Messenger RNA from Cyclopterus lumpus (lumpfish), 10363 nucleotides. It is a transcript of the gene mink1, whose product is annotated as misshapen-like kinase 1. Gene Ontology annotation, molecular function: ATP binding; protein kinase activity. Gene Ontology annotation, biological process: protein phosphorylation. NCBI's taxonomy places the organism in Eukaryota, Metazoa, Chordata, Actinopteri, Perciformes, Cyclopteridae. The record is from RefSeq and is a predicted model, not a curated record.
CCGAGAGGAGAAAACACUUGAGGAGCGUGUGCAGCCAAUCGUCAGUACAACCUCGCAAGACUACAACCAGGCUGGAAGUGGGAGGGAGGACUCGGGAAGCAAAACAUGGCGAAAAUAACAAGUUGGGCUGCAGCCGCUUUUUGAAAAACUGCGCCCUGUCUUUUGUGUAACUACCAGUUCACGAACAAUUUGGACGCGCGAGAACGAAGAAGACGCCUAACUUUAAAGAGUCGUUGACCCCAAUUUACAAGUAUUACGGCGGCGCCUGGCGUUUUAAAAAAAAAAAAAAAAAAAAAUAGUGCUUGUCUGCGCUUUCCCCCGGAAGGUUGGCGGUGCUAGGCGCGACUGUCAACACAGAAAAUGGAUGAAGAAGGAAAGUUUAUUCUGGAAAAGACUAUUUAGCCGACUAGCCUUAGCCACGUUAGCUCGCUAGUUGACGUCGGGUCGAUCGCGCGCACCUGACUCUGUGUUCGGGAUCAACGUGCGCGCUUCUCGAAUAUUGAGGAAUAUUUCAAGUCGCGUUAACAAGUUUUGACAACUGCAGUCCGCAAAGGAUCGUAUUUCAAACGAGGCCAUUCGUGUCUGUGUAUUCUUGAGGACGUAUAGUUCAGGCUGACAGUGACAGUCGGUUCUGGUGCGGACGGAUCCAGGACGCCAUCACAUCAGACGUUGAGUUCUCUCCUUAAAAACAUUGCGCCGUCGGGGCGUACAUGUUGUUUUCCGCCUCGGCAGCGUAACGAGGAAUGCUUUCAGCAGCUCCCCGGUCCUAUCUGGUAGUUCGUGGUCCCCUCCUGCGCGGCACGCAGCGUUUUUAUCCCGUCUAACAUUAACUCAGCUGGACGUCGUACAGCGGCGUCUCGUCAACAUGAACGCAGCAAGGUGUCCAACAGCGGAGGUGCGUCGCGUUGAAAACCUGCCAGUUGUUGGACCGGUGCCGAUGGCCGGCUAACGUGGACGUGACCGCUCUGUUGAAAUAUAUCUCUCACGUGAAGUUAACUGUCUUUUGGCCUGAACAUUGUCAAAACGAACCGCGCGUAUCGCUGUAUCUGUCGAGCGGAGUUGACGUGAGCUAGCUGGGUGCGUCGGUGGCAGCUCGAUCUGCGAUGUGCUCGCUAACCUGAGAGCUACCGCGCGGUUCCGCAACAGUUGCAGCAUAUCGGACGGGCCCGUUUUUGCUGGAUUUUAAUCUGCAGAUAAUACCCGCUCAAGAUCGUUGUAGCGGCCACGGACGAGUUCCCCGUCAGUGUUUCUGGUUACAUAUCUGGCUAACUUGGUAGCUACGGCUGUAAGUUUUCUGCAGCCAUGUCUGAAAACGCCCCCACACGAAGCCUGGAUGACAUCGACCUCGCAGCUCUCAGGGAUCCAGCAGGGAUCUUUGAGCUGGUCGAGGUUGUCGGCAAUGGGACCUAUGGGCAGGUGUACAAGGGCCGUCACGUGAAGACGGGGCAGCUGGCUGCCAUCAAGGUGAUGGAUGUUACAGAGGAGGAAGAAGAGGAGAUCAAAGCUGAAAUCAACAUGCUGAAAAAAUACAGCCACCACCGCAACAUAGCCACGUACUACGGUGCCUUUGUCAAGAAGAGUCCACCAGGACAUGAUGACCAACUUUGGCUGGUGAUGGAGUUCUGUGGGGCGGGAUCAGUGACCGACCUGGUAAAAAACACUAAGGGCAGCUCUCUAAAGGAGGACUGGAUUGCUUACAUCUGCAGAGAAAUCCUCAGGGGCCUUUCUCAUCUCCACGCCCAUAAAGUCAUCCACAGAGACAUCAAGGGCCAGAACGUGCUGCUAACAGAGAAUGCGGAGGUCAAACUUGUUGAUUUUGGGGUGAGUGCUCAGUUGGACAGGACUGUUGGGCGUAGGAACACCUUCAUCGGCACACCGUACUGGAUGGCACCGGAGGUCAUUGCCUGUGAUGAGAACCCUGACUCCACCUAUGACUACAGGAGUGAUAUCUGGUCCUUGGGGAUCACAGCCAUUGAGAUGGCAGAGGGAGCUCCUCCCUUGUGUGACAUGCACCCUAUGAGAGCCCUCUUCCUCAUUCCCAGGAAUCCCCCCCCAAAACUUAAAUCCAAAAAAUGGUCCAAGAAAUUUAUUGACUUUAUAGAGGGCUGUCUGGUGAAGACGUACACAAGCCGACCAUCCACAGAGCAGCUUCUUAAGCACUCUUUCAUCAGGGACCAGCCCACUGAGCGCCAGGUCCGAAUUCAGCUCAAAGACCAUAUUGACCGUACGCGCAAGAAAAGGGGAGAAAAAGAAGAAACAGAGUAUGAGUACAGUGGUAGUGAUGAAGAGGAUGAAAAUCGUGGAGAUGACCGAGAGUCAAGUUCAAUCCUCAACGUGCCCGGUGAGUCCACCCUGCGGCGGGACUUCCAGCGCCUGCAGCAGGAGAACAAAGAGCGCUCGGAGGCUCACAAGAGGCAGCAGGCCCAGCUGGCUGCUCAGCGUCGGGACCCUGAGGAACACAAGAGGCAACUGUUGCACGACCGCCAGAAACGCAUUGAGGAGCAGAAGGAACAGCGCCGCCGACUUGAAGAGCAACAGAGAAAGGAGCGAGAGAUGGUGAGGCAGCAAGAAAAAGGUCCCCAUCGGAGACUCGACGAUAUGAGACGGGAGGAAGAUAGACGGUUGGCUGAGAGGGAGCAGGAGUUUAUCAGGCAUAAGUUAGAAGAAGAGCAGCGGCAGUUAGAAAUCCUUCAGCAGCAGUUGCUUCAGGAGCAAGCACUGCUUAUGGAUUAUAAGCGCAAGCAGCUGGAGGAACAGCGUCAGUCAGAGCGACUGCAGAGGCAGCUGCAGCAGGAGCAUGCCUACCUGGUGUCUCUGCAACAACAGCAGCAAGAAAAGAAGCCCCAGCUCUACCACUAUAACAAAAACCUGGAGCCCAACAACAAGCCUACUUGGGCCCGUGAGGUGGAGGAGCGAAGUAAACUCAACAGACAGGGCUCACCCAAAAUCUGCACCACUGUCUCUGACAAUGCCAUCCAGUCGCGCUCUGACUCAAUCAGCCAGUCUGGAGUGAUCCAGUCUGCUCAGACCCCACCGAUGCAGAGGCCUGUUGAACCCCAAGGGGGGCAGGGAAAGGAUCCCUCCCUUACCCCAACACCCCGUCCCAUCCAUUCUAGAGAGCUGGUGCGUCAAAACUCUGACCCGACUUCUGAAACCCCGGCACCACAGGCACACCAGAUGGGAGAGGAUCGCGGCCCCUGGAUCCGCCUGCCAGAUGUGGAACUCCCACCCAAGAUUCCACAAAGGACAGCGUCUAUUGCCACAGCUCUCAACACCAACCUGACAUCUGGCAUAAGGCAUCCAGUGCGAGCCAGCAAUCCAGAUCUCAGCCGCAAUGAUCGCUGGGAGAGAGGAGACAGUAUGAGCAUUAUAUGCAAUCUUCCCCAGACUGGCUCUCUGGAGAGGCAUCGCAUCCUCAGUUCCUCCAAAAUGGAUUCGCCCAUGCUCUCCCAUGAUAGCCGUCAUAAGCCAGGGGAGUCUCGCACCUCCUCCCGCCCUGGGCGCCCUGCAGACCAUGGCCUGUUUGCCAAGGAGCGUGCUGAGGAGCAGCCAAGGCCCCCAGUCAAGGCCAAUGAUUACUCCUCCUCUUCGGAGAGCAGCGAGAGUAGUGAGGAGAGUGAGAGUGGCGAGGGAGCAGAGGAGGAAGAGAGCCCCACAGAUCGUCACAGGGAUGCAGACACUGAUUCAAUCAACACUAUGGUGGUUCAUGAAGACGAAGGCGAGGGGGGAGAGGGAGAGCAAGCUGGAGGCUAUGGGGAUCAGACCAUGCUGGUGCAGAGGACUCCAGAGAAGCGGAGCCAUAAUGGAUACACUAACUUGCCAGAUGUGGUGCAGCCCUCCCACUCCCCCACAGAUUCAGCCACUCACUCCUCCCCUGGGAAGGACUCUGUUUAUGAUUAUCAGUCCAGAGGUUUGGUUAAAGCAUCUGGCAAGUCCUCCUUCACCACCUUUGUGGAUCUGGGCAUGUACCAGUCCCCAGGAGGUACAGGGGAUAACAUGUCCGUCACUGGUUCCUUAGGCUCCAGGUUUGAGCAGCUGAAGAUGGAGGUGAGGAAAGGAUCCAUGGUGAAUGUCAAUCCCACCAACACACGCCCCCCCAAUGACACACCUGAGAUCCGCAAGUACAAGAAGAGGUUCAACGCUGAGAUCCUGUGUGCUGCCCUCUGGGGUGUGAACCUUUUGGUGGGCACAGAGAAUGGUUUGAAGCUGCUGGACCGUAGUGGUCAAGGCAAGGUUUACCCCCUCAUCAACUCCCGCAGGUUCCAACAGAUGGACGUCCUGGAGGGCCUCAACCUGCUCAUCACCAUAUCAGGCAAGAAAAACAAGGUGCGUGUCUACUACCUGGCCUGGCUGAGGAACAAGAUCCUCCACAAUGACCCUGAGGUGGAGAAGAAGCAGGGCUGGACCACUGUGGGGGAGAUGGAGGGCUGCGUGCACUACAAAGUGGUGAAAUAUGAGAGGAUAAAGUUCCUGGUGAUUGCUUUGAAGAAUGCGGUUGAAGUGUACGCUUGGGCGCCCAAACCUUAUCACAAAUUCAUGGCCUUCAAGUCUUUUGCAGACCUGCCACACAGGCCUGUCCUGGUCGACCUGACAGUGGAGGAGGGUCAGAGGUUGAAGGUCAUCUACGGUUCAUGUGCUGGCUUCCACGCCAUCGACGUGGACUCCGGAAACAACUAUGACAUUUACAUCCCCGUUCAUAUUCAGAGCCACGUGACACCGCACGCCAUUGUGUUCCUGCCCAGCUCAGACGGCAUGGAGAUGCUGCUGUGCUACGAAGACGAGGGCGUCUACGUCAACACUUACGGGCGCAUCAUCAAGGACGUGGUCCUGCAGUGGGGCGAGAUGCCCACAUCUGUUGCUCAUAUCUGCUCAAAUCAGAUCAUGGGAUGGGGAGAAAAGGCCAUUGAGAUCCGUUCUGUGGAGACUGGCCACCUGGACGGUGUCUUCAUGCACAAAAGAGCUCAGAGGCUGAAGUUCCUUUGUGAGCGAAAUGACAAGGUGUUCUUUGCAUCAGUGCGUUCUGGAGGCAGCAGCCAGGUGUACUUCAUGACGUUGAACAGAAACUGCAUCAUGAACUGGUGAAGAAACGGCUGCUCUGGUCAGUGUGUGGAACCCUGCAGGGUUCGGAGAAGGAAGGCCAUCGGAAAUUCUCACAAUCGCAUGCACACAUUGCGAACACCUUUUCUCCCUUUCUCUUCCUCUCUCUCUUCAUCUCUCUCUCUCUUCAUCUCUCUCUCUCUUCAUCUCUCUCGCAAAAGACACACAUACUUAAAAAAUUCCAGCCUACAUGUACACUCCUUAAGACAUCAUGUCUCCCUGGAAUUAUCAUGACAAAUCACUGAUGAGCUUCAAAUGUUAAUACCAUCUUUUGUUUUGUACUGUAAAUAUUCUUGUCUUUACUUAGUGGACCGGUGUUCUGUCGUAACUAUUUAGUUCCUCAUUGUGAAGUAUGUUUUAAAAAAAAAAAAACACACAAAAAGAACUUGCCUUGAUGGUUCUACAGUACGUUUUGAAGAAAGCAUUAUUUACCAAUACUGUAUGUUGAAAUGAAGCUGUAAAUAGGUAGCACCUUACACUUAGAGCUGAAUCAUUUGCAGUCCUUAUAUAGCCUUCAGUCGGUGUGUUGCCACCGGACACAUGGACGUCAAAUAAUAAAAUGCUGGAAUGACCAUCUGCAGUGGCUUGUGGACCCCCAUUGUUGUGGGGCUCAUGAUUUCAGGGAGGUUUAAAGGAAGUGUUUAGUACAACAAACAUUACAAAGGGACAUUAAAGUCGGGACAAAGUAGCUUCUUUAAGUAUUUUUCGUUAUGUAUAGUAGACGGUAAUCUGAAGUCCAGCUUUCACUAACUUUUUCUGAUCUGAAUGGCAAAUGAUGUUGCAACUUUUAAUAACAGCAAGUGAGCCUUGAAUGCUUCAAAAGCAAAAUAGAUUUCAGUUUCAAUGAAUAAAUGAUCAAACCAAUCAGAAGUCACAUAAAUGUGCAGUACUUGGAAUCAGUCAUGUGAAAUCUCCUGCUUUGCCUUUUUUUUCUAUGGUUUAGGUGAAGACAUUCAUUAUUUGACUCAUCGGGCUUGUAUUUAAACUUUUUGUUUUCAUAGAUUUACAUAAUACAAAAAUGUUAUUUAUAUGUAGUGAUUCUGUAUUGGUAUUAGCCUACUGGUAAUCUUAAUUUUACUGUAACUAUAUUGCCAUUAUAUUGCAAUAUAUCUAAUCUGUGGAGUCUUUGUUUGAAAAGGGGAGUUUGUGUAUUUGGCCGGUCGUGUUCGAGAGUGUGACACCUUUUGGAGUCGGUGAAAGAGGGCGUUGGAGGAAGGUGAAAAGAGGGUGUCACUGAGUAUAGUGAUUAAGGGAGAUCAUUUUCCUGGUCCUUUCACCCUUCUACCGCAAUGAUCUACCCUACUGUAUUAUAUUUCAGUUCUAGGAUUACUUAGUUGGUGUGGAUCUGUUGUUGUUGUUGUUGUUGUUGUUAACAGCUUGGUGUGGUACAGUUCAUUCUUUGUCUUCGGCCAGUGGAAAGAUUUAAUGUCGGGUGACUCUGCAAUACCACAGAGGACUCCAUCUCAUCAGGCACUUUGGAGAAGACUGCUGGAACACAUGAGACUUAAUAUAUUUUAUAUCUAUACAUUCUGCCAAAGUUCACAGUAUAUUAUGGAGUAGGAAGCUAGGGCAAAAGGAGCUUUGCUAAAAUGGAGACUAUAAAGAUUUGUGUAGAAACUCUUCCUGCAGAUCACUAACCGAUGUUCCUCUCUGCAAAUAAAUCAGCUAAAAAGUCAGCUGCCUUCUCACCAAUAUUAUUGGAUCGCGCUUAAUGAGCGUCUUUGGAUUUCCUAUAGCUCUUGACAUGUUUGUUAAUAUUGCCCUUUUUUAAGGGAAUGAACUGUCUGCUUUGUUGAUGCAGCUGCACCAGGGGGAUUUUGGGUGCUCCCAUACUCCGGGCAGUACGGUAGAAGUAUGGCAGCAUCAUCAGGAAGUAGAUUGCUGAUUUCCUGUGUGCAGUGAGUUGGUCAGCAUGUGAAUCGAGCUUUUUGAUCAGUGAGUCACACGACUUUGGUAUCAACAGGUGGACAUUUUAAAGGUACGCCUAUCAGCAGCACGGAGAUGUUUGGAAAAUGUCUACCUUUUUCAACAAGUUAGUUCAUCUGCUUGUGAAUAGAAGCUGACAUGUUAAUGUUAAAAGGACACAACUGUGAUGUUGGUUGUUAGAAAAAGGAAUCUCUGAUGGUGAUCAAUGGGAGAGUCUGCUAAAAGUCACUAAGAAGAUGUAUUUCAUACAGACACAAAUGAAGCUAUAAAGAAUACAGUACAUGGUCAGAGCAGAUGGUGUUUAAUUAAAGAGUAUAUAAACAGAUGGCUACUUUUGUGGUGAGAUUAUAAAACAAACUAAAUCGGAAUGGAAAGCACUUUUACUUCAGUAAACAUACAUUUGAAAAUAUAUCUCGAGCAGAUACUUGGUGUGCAUGUAAGCCAUUGAAAUGGAGUGUGUAUAUAGUACUGUAUCAAAGUUGUUUUCCCCUUUUGAGACUUUUCUUGAGUAUCUGUUAUGUGCCAUGACUUUUAUUUUUAAUGUCACAAUUACAAUCCACCAGGAGCUCUGGCACUCAUGCUUUUAUGAUCAAAUCCUAAUUUUGUAAUCAAUCUGCCAUGUUUACAGUUAAAGCAGUGCCUUGGAGUUGGAAAGGUGAGAUUUAAGGAUCGGUUAUGACCCCCCCCACCACCACCACCAGAGACACACACACACGUCUCUUUCUUAAAAAUCUCAUGUAGAAGAGGCACAACUAUAUUUGCUCUCUUGAUAUUAUUUAUGCCCUGUGCCACUUAAAAAUCCCAAAUAUCCCGUUGAUGGACUUGAAAUGCUCUUUUGGCACCAUGUAUAUUAUCUAAAAAAUGAUUUUCAGACUAAUCAUUCAGAAAGUUGCAAUAACAAUGACAUUUUCACAUGUCCAAUUAAUCAAGUGUACGGUGUAACGGAUCUUCUCACAGUGGGAGCCAGCAUAGUGAAAAGCCAUACGUAUGAAACGUGUUUGUAGAGAAACCUUAGUACUUGUGCACACGUCAAAUUCGUGGUCUGCUCAGAAAAUAUAGAUUCUUGCAGCAAAAAUGAUUUCAGCGCUUAUUCUUGAAUGAUGUUGAUUGCGUAAUCUUGUAGUGGGGAAAGUAGCUCGAUAUAUUCUGAAAGGCCUAUUUUAUAAAAUGUGUAAAUUAGUCUAUAUUGAGAAAUCAAAGUGAAUGUACAUCUAUAAGACAGAUUUGUAUUUAUAUGAACAUGUGUACUGCUCUAAUAAUCAAAGCACAAUGUAUUUUAAGGCAGAUAUCCAAGCUAUAAUUGAGUAUGACAGAGAUGGAGUUUUUAUUUUCCUCAUUCACUCGUCGGUGUGUAAUCCGUCUACGUGGUUGGUGAUAGUUCAGCUGUGUGUACGUAGAGUGUCGAUUACUGCAGCAAUCUCUGUGGAGUUAUCUAGACAUAAAAAUAACGUCUGUCGUCUCGUUACCAGAAGAGUCGACGGUGGCUCUCAGAUCGGUGUUGGCCUCUUGUGUAGAUGGCGGGCUGUGGAUAUGCUCAGGUUAUGACGGGAAACGGCACACGGGUGGUGCAGCGGGGACGUGAAGGCCGGGAUGGCCCUGGGUGUGAGGUUAUUGACUCUGCUUUGGUAUCGUAUCAGGAAAAAGGAGGCAUUUAGUAAGUGAAAAGUUCAUUGAUCGAUUAGUGACACUAACAGAUUACAGAAAAAGACAAUUCGUCAAUUAUCAUCUCUUGACUACUUAAUUAGUUAUGCAUUUAUGUCACCAGGUAUUAAAGCCCUUCAAGAGGAACUCUCCUGAUUUUACACAUCAAAGUCUGUUUCCAGGUGUCGGGGAGUACAACUGCACUCUACUACUUGCAUAACAACAGAAUCUCUCACCGAACUGUCGGCAGGCACGAUGCAUUGUGGGUAAUGUAGGCAUUCCAUUUUUGGAAUAUAUAUAUUUUCUCGAUUUCUAUGCUUUGCAUCGUGAGUCUGACCAAGCUCUAAAAGUUUAAUUGGUGUUGAUCAGAAGUGGUGACCCAAACAGUAAACACGGAGUGACGGUCAGACAUUUCCUCCACAUAAAAUGUUUGCAACAUCUCAGGUGUUGCCUGGCAACAUCAGUCGGUGCACUUACCACCAAUGAAACUGGAACAGACUGGUGUGAGUAAAAUCAGAGCGCUCCCUUUAACACAUACUCAUGUUGCAUAAUAUACUCUUUAUUUGGAAUACUUUAGUGUGUUUCUACCUCGGUUAUGGGUGCAGAAGCUUGUUUAUUUUACCAAUAAAAAAAGAUCUCUCAAAACGAGCUCUUGUUCGAACUCUUGUGACUCUGCAAUGUUGUCAAAUUGUGGUUUUUGGGUGAGGUGAUGCAGACCGUCAUCAGUUUAAUUGACGCAGUCACUUAAAAAUAUUAAGCCUGUCAAAUUUUAUGCAGCAGAAAUUCCUAUAACGGGUUGCAAUUUGUACCCGUUCGUUGUUUUUUUUUAUAUACAUGAAGACGUCAAAGUUCUAUUUAAUUUCGUGCCAAGAGCCAUUAAAAGAAGCUCACAACAAUUGGGUCGUUUCUGUGUCCGUCUGACCGUCAGCAUGGGCGGAUCGGAUUGCUGAACAGAAUCAUAACGUUUGUCAUCAGAAAGAAAGAAAGGCACCACGGAGUUGGCGCUGGACAUGGAGAACAUCGUCCUGAGAGACGGUUGUUAUCAGAUGAUGGCAUUUCUUUUUAAUAAGCAAUACAAGCAUUUGAACAAAUCCAACACCGUGGCUGUCCAUCUCCGUGCGGCCUACAGGAAGCUAUCCUUCAGUGGCCUUUGGCAGACUGAAUGUAGGCAGGUUUUCGUGUUGCUCGUUACCGAAGUCGUUCUGAAUAUUUUUUUUCUCCGUGAUCGCAAAGAAUAACUGCUUCUCCCUGUCGGUUUGACACCCUGUUGGGGUGCUUGCUCUUGCUUCGCCAUAAUGAAAUCCCAGGAACUGCCUUUUGUGAACUCAAAGUACCGAUAGUUAAUAUUGUUAUGAGGCAACCGUCUCUCAUGGCUUAUAUUGCUUAUCAAUAACGUAUGAAUGGAUUAGCAGCUGUAACUGAGCGAGGCAGAUCAAACUUGGGAGCUCUAAAACGAUGUGGAUCUUUGGACAGGACUACAACAUCAUUUUUUUUUUUUUUAAGACGAUAAACAUCUUUGCAAUGUUUUAGUGUGUGUGUGUGUGUGUGUGUGUGUGCGCGUGUCUGUGUUACUUGUGAGAGGUCAAACUCCAGAUUGUAUUUCAUAGACUGAUAAACUUUAAACUUUCAAAAGAUUGUGUUGAAUGAAUUCAUGUCUUAAUACAGAAUUGUUUGAAAAAUAAAAUACCGUAAUCUCAUG